AUGGGGGGACUGCAGGAGAGUGAAAGGGUCUUACAGCAAAGGCAGCUAAAUGACAGGAGCAUUCCUCCUCCUCCUCCUCCUCCUCCACAGCUGACCCCCGAAUUCACACAGCGGCUGAAUAACAAAAUCAGGGAGCUGCUCCAGCAGAUGGAGAGGGGCCUGAAGUCUGCCGACCCGCAGGACUGCACCACCUACACUGGCUGGGCAGGCAUUGCGUUGCUGUAUUUGCACCUGCAUGAUGUGUAUGGAGACCCAGCCUACCUUCAGGUGGCCCAUGAGUAUGUGAAGAAGAGCCUGAGCUGUCUGACAAGACGAUCCAUCACUUUCUUGUGUGGAGAUGCCGGCCCCCUGGCAGUGGCUGCUGUAGUCUACCACAAACUGCAGAACCAGAAGCAAGCAGAAGACUGCAUCACUCGUUUGCUUCAUCUACACAAGGUCGACCCACGAGUGCCAGAUGAACUGCUGUACGGGCGCAUGGGCUAUCUCUAUGCACUGAUAUUUGUGAACAAGCACUUCGGAGAAGAAAAGAUCCCUCAAAGCCACAUUCAGCAGGUCUGUGAAGCCGUUGUAGCCUCAGGAGAAAAUUUGGCCAAAAGGAGGAACUUCACAUCCAAGAGCCCACUGAUGUAUGAGUGGUACCAGGAGUACUAUGUAGGGGCAGCCCAUGGUUUGGCUGGGAUUUACUAUUAUCUCAUGCAGCCUGGCCUUGGAGUGAGCCAAGUAAAGCUGCACAACACGGUCAAACCCAGUGUGGACUACGUCUGCCAGCUCAAGUUCCCAUCUGGCAAUUACCCUCCAUGCAUUGAUGACACCAGAGACCUACUCGUCCACUGGUGCCAUGGGGCACCAGGUGUUAUCUACAUGCUUGUCCAGGCCUACAAGGUCUUUGGGGAACAGCAGUACCUAAAUGAUGCCCUGCAGUGUGCAGAAGUGAUCUGGCAGCAUGGGUUACUGAAGAAGGGCUACGGGCUGUGCCACGGGACAGCUGGCAAUGCUUAUGGCUUCCUAGUACUGUACAGCCUCACUCAGAACAUGAAAUACCUGUACAGGGCCUGCAAGUUUGCAGAGUGGUGUUUAAGCUAUGGUCAACAUGGGUGCCGGACCCCAGACACGCCAUUCUCUCUCUUUGAAGGAAUGGCUGGAACGAUUUACUUUCUUGCUGACCUGCUGGUGCCAACCAAGGCCAAGUUCCCCGCAUUUGAACUCUGAAUUUGAGCUUGGCAGUGUCCUGCCUGAAUCCUUCUGCACUUGGAAAAGCAGUUUGAAGCUGCUCCCUCCUUCUUCCAAACUCAUCAUUAUUCACCUAACUGAACGUAAAUCCAUCCUCCUGAGGGCACGCUGAGUUCUCUAAUAUUUCUAGUCAUCUUGUUGCAUUGUUUCAAUUUAAAAGACAGAAUGCAGAUUUUGCUGGUGUCUCUUAAAAAACGCAGGGCUGCAGGGGGGAGCAGGGAGAAAAUGUACAGUAUUUUGUUGGCUAUAGAGUUUUGCUAUUUUCUGUAUCCCAUUUCCUGGGAGAAAGUUUUCUAUUUAAUGUAACUUGGCCUUUUUUUUUUUUUGUGCUGACAAAUAGUCACAGGAAUUUUGUUGCCUUUGGAAAACAAAAGGUGAAAAACUGAGACUACUGCCCUGCAAGUUGCUUUUAAGUGUUUUCUUUCUGAGCACCCAGGGAGUAGGCAGUUUAGUAGCUGGGCUGCUCCACAUGAUGCGAAUGUGAUGGAUUGUGGAGUCCUUAUAUUGGUUUUUUUUAAUGUCAGAUUGCAAGUGGCACAGCUGGAACUGACAUGCCAAAGCCUUGUCCUGGAUUUCCACCUGUCUGCUUUCAAGGCAAAGGCUAGGUGUAGCUCUUUUAUGCAUUUUUUCCAGUGACAGACACUAAUCCACUAGCUUUUAUGCUUAUUUGCCAUCUUAUGCUAAAGCUUGCAAAAGUCCAUUGCUCAUCUGAUGAAAAACUCCAAUCUAAUCAUCUGAGCUAAGCAUGCUUGCUGGUGCGGUCUCUUCUGUUUAGCUUUGGAAGUUUAUUUUGCAGUCUUUAUUUAAAAUUGUGUAUGAAUAUUAUAGAUGUUUGGUGGUGCCAGGCCCACCAGCAGCAGCAUGGGAAAAGAAAUGUAUUCCACUGAGUUCUGUCAGUGUUUAACCUGUUACCUGUAUAGAUGUUGUUUACUUGCUUUGUUUUAUAAGUUUUCCUGAACCUGGAUACUUUGAGUCACUUGUUUGCCUUGUUACUGCUUGUCGUAGUUUGAUAUGCAACCACACAUCUACCCAACUGGAAGAUCUGCCCUACGUUAAAGCCUGUCAAGCAGACCAGAUACUUGCAAGGAGUAAUCUGCUUUUCCAUCCUUAGCUGAUGCUACACUAAUUUGCAACAUUAGGGAGCUGACCCUGGAAACCACUUUCUUAGCACUGAGCAUGAGCUAAACACUGAGCGCAGUGAAAGUUACUGCUGCAGCUGUACCACUUUGUGCCAUUUGAGGGCAGCUCCUCAGCCUGCAUGAGAGUGGACGUGGGGUUCGGUCUUUUAAGGGCCCAAUUGCUGAGUGCCUCAGGCCACCUAAGAGCAGACGAGCAGCUGCAGGGCAGCAUGGGCAACCUCCAAGCCAGCACACUCCUGCACCAGCAGUAGUGAAGCAGGAUGACCAAACCUGGCACACAAACACAGCUUAGCUCACAUGUGCCCGAUCACAGGGCAGCCUAUCCACAGCGGCAUAGGCAGACCCUUAAGCUCCUGGAUGACUCCUCCAGCAAAGAGUAGAGACCAUUCCUGGAAGGCCGCCUGUUUCCUCACAGCCCAGCGUCCUGCUGCCAUCACAUGUUUCUGAAAGUUCAUCAAAAGACAGCCUGAAGUGCAGAGACGCUCAUCUGCUUUGGGCUGGGCAUCUCUGUCAGAAGCCUCGAGCUCAUGCAGACUCAGCAGUGGUCAUCCCCUGUCAUUCAGCCUAAGCAACACAGGGAGGUGACUGGAGAGGAACAACUGCGGCCUUGAGAGCAGGAUUUGGCUAAUCGAGCAGUUUGGGGGUGGGAUCCUGUAGUACGGUGAGGCCUGCUGUAAGUUACCUCCCAGCCUGGCUGGUGCUGAUGGCAGCGUAGGGGCACUGCCCUGAGCCUGUGUUUCUCCUGAGCUCUGCUUCUGUAAAGCAGGUGGUUCGUGCAACCUGGUAUCACGGCAGCAUCAUGUCCCAGGGUUUGAACACUGAUCAGGGGAUCAUCAGGGCCUGGUGUACAGCUGCUGAGUGGAGCACUGUUUAAUAAAAAUGCUGAAACAAAACAAGCUUUGGGUUAUUUUUACCCCCCACUUUGUGACCAGGAUUCAUGU
This is a messenger RNA of Egretta garzetta (little egret), 3310 nucleotides long. RefSeq names its product LanC like 1 (gene LANCL1). Gene Ontology annotation, cellular component: plasma membrane. NCBI's taxonomy places the organism in Eukaryota, Metazoa, Chordata, Aves, Pelecaniformes, Ardeidae. Bases 1 to 1209 code for a protein of 402 amino acids. The record is from RefSeq and is a predicted model, not a curated record. Gene Ontology annotation, biological process: peptide modification; carbohydrate metabolic process. The transcript is spliced from 9 exons.